Messenger RNA from Cuscuta europaea, 547 nucleotides. NCBI's taxonomy places the organism in Eukaryota, Viridiplantae, Streptophyta, Magnoliopsida, Solanales, Convolvulaceae. The record is from the annotation of a GenBank genome assembly.
UCAUUCCUAAAGGCAUGGGGAGAUGCUUGUGCAGCAGGGUCCCCAAUGGAGGUACCCGUUGGAAAGACGUGCCUUGUCGGUGAGAUAACAUUGGAAGGGCCAUGUGGAAAAGGCUUUGCACUUCAGGUAAAUGGUGAAAUCCUUGCUCCGGCUAAAGGCUCGUCACAAUGGACCGGUAGUCUUCAAUGGUUCAAUAUUAAAGGUGUGAAUGGGUUUACGUUGGGUGGUACCGGAAGCUUUAAUGGUAAUGGAGCAGCCUGGUGGACUAAGGCUGAAGAUGACGACUCUCCAAACAACAAUCUAUUUGUUGAUCAAAAAACUUCAGGGACCAAGCCAACGGCCGUCCGAUUUUAUGGAUCGACCCAGGUAACAGUAACUGGAAUCGAAAUAAAGAACAGCCCUCAGGCGCACCUCAAGUUUAAUGGUUGCACCGGUGUGAAUGUCAACAACGUUAAAAUUACUUCACCGGGGACCAGCCCCAACACAGAUGGAAUUCACCUACAGAACUCCAAGAGCGUUACCAUUACAGGCACAACUAUAGCAUGUG